Gekko japonicus is the source of this 794-nucleotide messenger RNA. RefSeq names its product transmembrane protein 60 (gene TMEM60). Lineage: Eukaryota; Metazoa; Chordata; Lepidosauria; Squamata; Gekkonidae. The transcript is spliced from 2 exons. The record is from RefSeq and is a predicted model, not a curated record. Bases 220 to 624 code for a protein of 134 amino acids.
UACAUAUCCGGUCGUUGGUCUGGUUUAGGCCUCUCUGGAGGAUCUGGGCGCUGUGUUUUCUCCUGGAGUCGCGCGGCAGUAGCCUUUGGUUGGCCUCGAGCUGUGAUGAGUUGGGUCUCGGAGGAUCCUUCCUAGAGCAGCCGUAGCUGCGAGGGCCGCCCGAAGCCUGCCUGGGACCAUCAUUUCUGCUGUUACCAACCACCUACUAAAGCUGUUUAAAUGAGAAUGUCCUUGGCGCAGAGAGUGCUCCUCACAUGGCUCUUCACAUUACUGUUCCUGAUUAUGUUGGUGUUAAAGCUGGAUGAAAAGGCCCCCUGGAACUGGUUUCUAAUAUUUAUCCCUAUCUGGAUCUUUGAUACCAUCCUGCUAGUUAUGAUCAUUGUAAAAAUGGCGGGCCGUUGCAAGUCCGGCUACGACCCUCGCAACGGUUCCCAGAACCUCAAAAAGAAAGCCUGGUACCUUGCUGCAAUGUUGCUUAAACUGGCCUUCUGCCUUGCCCUGUGUGCUAAGCUGGAACAGUUCCCUGUCAUGAACCUCACCUAUGUCUUCAUUCCCCUGUGGGCCUUGCUUAUUGGAGGGAUGAUAGAGCUUGGAUAUAAUAUAUUCUAUGUCCGAAGGGACUAACUGCCUUCAGCUGUUCAUCUGUCCGCAUCACAUUCCUGAGCCAUGUUGGCUUGCUGCAAGCAUACUGCUCAUGAAAGAACUACGGAUGCAGUCAUAUGUUAAAACUCAUGCUGGUGGACUUCACUCUUUGGAACACAGGUUUUCAUGUACAUAUUGUAAAUAAAACAGUC